Molecule: messenger RNA, 801 nt
Organism: Coccinella septempunctata (seven-spotted ladybird)
Lineage: Eukaryota; Metazoa; Arthropoda; Insecta; Coleoptera; Coccinellidae
Exons: 2
Coding region: 1-546 (181 amino acids)
Molecular function (GO): zinc ion binding; nucleic acid binding
Source: RefSeq, a predicted model, not a curated record
AUGCGCCGUUAUAGUUUGGGGAGACCGCUACGGUUCCAAUCCACGACGCCGCCUCCACCGUCACCGCCUCCGCCCCCACCGUCACCGUCACCGUCAACACCCCUACCGUUACCGUCUCCACCGUCCAGGGAAUCGUCGCCAGCCAUGAGCCUGUGGACGGAUUUUGAGUGCCCCAGGCCAUUAACCACCGAUGCGAGUACCAAUACCGUGAGGCCAGCCACCAGAACCGUUGGCACCAAUGGGAUCCAGGUAUUCCUUGAGCUGGGACCACGAAGUUGUUGGAGGUGUGGUGGUGAAGGCCACACCAGGGAGAGAUGCCAAGGAGUAAUGGUCAAAUUCUGCUCCAGAUGCGGCCUUAUGGGGGUAUUGUCCCGCGACUGCUGUGUAGGGGCACCCAACCGAGUGCGUUUAUCCACCGACCACCGUUUAUCCCCACCGUUGAGAAACCGGGAAGAAGCCUGGCUGCCGGACCUGCGGCUCAGACCGGCCGCCCCAGCAGCGCCCACACCGUCGCCGACCCGUAGGAAAAAGGUUAAAGUCGAUUGAUCGACACCGAUUAAUGUAUUUUUUUUCUCUUUUCUUCCUUCUAUUAAAUUUACCGUUCCGUAAACCGCCUUUGAUCUGCCCUUAAUAAUUGGUGGAUGCGCUAACCGUAUCUACCGUCAAAUUUCUAUUAGCUAGUUCAUUAUGCCGGAAAACAACUCCGAGGUCAAUAACCCCACAGCAUUCGUUUGUUCACAGUUUACAACCAACCUACACCGACAAACCCAGCGAGUUGGAAGAAAAAUAAAACUUGGUUUU